GUUACAAUUAUUAACACCUUUGAACAAAGAAAUUAAGAAACGAAUAAAUAAAUAAAACCUACAGAGUAACGCCGGCAAUUUGAAUUCAUUUUUUGGAUAUUUUUAACGAUUUUUGGAUAAAUUUUAAUCAUGAAGUUGACACUUAUUACCUGCCUUCUAUUGUGUUUGUUGGGUUCACCAAACAUUUUGGCAGAUGAGGAGAGCUCAACUGAAACCAAUGAGAUCAUACCACGCGAGGCCAUACAAAAAUUAGAUAUAUCUGUAAGACAAGCUCUACUACGUGCCAUAGAUAAACUCGAACAAGAAGCUCAAGCAGAUGAUGAUGAAGAAGGGGAAGAAGACGGCGGAGAACAGACAGAAGAUGACAAUCUGCAGCAGCAGCAGCCCGACCAAGAGGAAGUCCAUGUUCCGUCCAGCACAACAGCAUUACCAGUGGUAACACAAACCAAAGAUGAAAUUCUAGAAGAAAGUACCGCUCGCAGUGAUGGCAUUCUGCCAUCAGUGCAAUUCUUUACGGCAACCUAUGACGAAAAGAAUGCACAGGAACAGCCAUUGGCGGCAUUCAUUAAUAGCACCAAAUCCCUAAGAAAAUCACAAAAACAUAAUUUCGGAUCACCGGUCAUAGUGACCUUUAAUGCAGCAUCCGACUCCAACGACAAUCAUCAAACAGCCCGCAGUGUUGGCAGUAGUCUGCAAAGUAAUGAAAUUUCCUCAAACAGUUUGGAUGAAAUUAAAUUUGAAAUACGCAAUUCGAAAUUAAGUCAAAGGGCCAGCAGUACAAGCACCACCACCACCACAACAACGACGACGACCACAACACCACGUCCCAGAACCACUACAAGGCGUACGACAACAACAACGACCACAACAACUACAACCACACCCCGACCAACCCACAACGAAGAUGGUGAAAAUAUUGAGGUAGUCGAUAAGAACGAUAUACGGAUACAAGCUGCUCCUUUGGUCACCGCAUUUACUGUUAACGUAGAUGAGCUGGGUGCUCCUAAACAAGUUGUUCCCAUCAUUGAUGCUAUACAAUCAACAACGGCCACAUUGCCUCAAUCACCUUUGAGUUUUGGCCCUACUAUUACAAAAUUGAAUGUUUUGAAAACGGAAUUACCUAAAUCCAAUAAUAACAAUAUUUUCCUUCCCAAUCCCCCACCCACACAACCAACCUAUAGUACAACUUCAACAACGGCGGGAAAUAUAUUUGCAAAUGCUCUACCAACAUCGGGUCAUUACAUAACGAAACAGCCAUUGACCUCAAAUGUCAACCAACAACUACAGCAGCUGCAGCAACAACAACAACAACAACAUCCACUCAAUAGCCCCAACGAUUAUUUAUUGGAAAAACAACGUGAAUUGGAACAGCAAAUCUUGCAGUUGAAAAUACAAGCACAACAACAACAGGACUUAAUAUUGAGGCAAUUGAAAUUACUGGAGGAACAAACAAGGCAAAGAGGUCAAUCAACCAACAAUGUUGCUCUUCAGACACCCUCCAACGGUCAAACGCAACAGGCGGUGGCUCCAACAGUUCAGCACGAAUCAAGCUUUACAAUUCGCCCUUCCAUAGAAUUUAUACCAAGCACGCAGACCAAAAUGUCACCUUUGUUUCCGACAUUUCCCCAGGAUCAACAGUUACCGUUGAGGGAGUCCAAUGGGAAAUUCAUCGCCAAUAAGAAUUAUCAAUUCUCCCCCAAUAAUCUGUUGACACCUCCAUCAGCACAAACGCUGCAACAACAGCAGCCACAGCAAUUACCAGCUGCCAAUAACCCAAUACAGCAAAUAUUCCACAACUUACAACAAAAAAUACAAACUGCACAACAACAGCAGCAACAACAAUCGAGUCAAGGUAUUUCCAGCAUAUCCAGUAUACAAAUCCAACCCUCCAAUCAAUUGAGUAUUGUACCAACAUUUUCUCCUGCCUUGCCGGAACCCCCAGCAGAAUUGUCACUGGUACAGGCAUUGCCACAGAGAAACUUUCAACCAUUCAAUAAACAGAACACUCCCCUCAUACCGCAAUAUGUCAGCAAUGCCAUACUGGAGCGUUAUCAACAACAGCCACAACAACAACAGCAACAAGAACAACAAUCAGCCCAGCAACAGCAUAGAGCAAGAUUUUUCCGUCAAGAAGGGCAUACCGGAAACUUUGGCAUAAAUCAGGUGCAAACCAAUCCCAACAAUAUUUUCUCCCACUUCAAUCAGCAGCAGCAGCAGCAACAACAUCAUCAACAACAGCAACAAAAUUAUGAUACACAGAAUUUUUAUCGUCAACACUUGAGUCCUGACAUCAGCAAUCAAUUGCAACAGAAUGCCCAGCAGUACUAUCAACAACAACAACAACAGCAGCAGCAGCAGCAGUCUUCAGCAACAGGUAAUAUUGUACAUAGCUUAAGUCCCGAUUUAAAUAAUUUAGAAGAAUUUAAAAUAAUCAAUAAAAUUUUAGCUCUUAAUCAUGGCAUAAAUAAUUAUGUUUCCCAACAACAACAUUCUACAUCACCUCUGGCAUCAUCGUCCUCGGCACGUUUCUUCUGAGACACCAAUCAGUCCAUCCAUCCAUCAACGAGUGUUGUCACAAAACGUCUUCUUCUAUUUUCCAGCACUUUUUUCCAUAGCUUGGAUGACACCACACACACACCUACGCCUAUCUUUCAAACCACAUCCUCUCCAUAUUUAGUAUCCAAAGCACUUUGUAUAAUAAACACCGUUAUUUCAGCUACCUUGGAUCCCCACAAAACUGUUUUCAUGGUGCACUUUCUCUAUGAUCCUGUCUGUUUCUUAUCGAAUUAAUUUUAAGUUCUAACAGCUAUAAUUAUUUCUUUUUAAAUAUCAUUAGUAUAAAUGCAAAAUAAGCUAACUAUCAAUUUGUUCAUAAAUUAAAAAAAAACACAACCCUAGAAAUUUACCAAGUUGAAAUGAAAUAUCCUAGUUCGGAAUUUACCAAUGUGCUGUUGUUGUUGUUAGUUCGGAAUUUACCAAUGUACAUGAGUUCAGUGGCAAAAAGAUUCAAUAUUUCGGCCGGGUCGAAAAUUGUAUACCCUUCACCAUGUGAAUACACGAAGUUUUUUAAAAUCAGUUGUCUUAAAAGCACGGGAAUUCGGGGCUUACAUCAUUGCCAAAAUAUAUGGUAACACUUAAUUAUAGUUCCCUAACUUGAAAAUUAUGGUUACUAGAAGGUAAUUUUAAAAUAUCAUGAAGAUAUCUUGCGAGGAAAUUUCAAUAGUGAGAUUACAGCCACUUCGCCUUAAUAAUGUGACCUAUAUAUGACCCCCUAUAUGAAGCUAAUGCUAAAAACCGUUAAAAUCUUAAAAAUAUUGAAUUUAGGUGUUAUAUUAGGGUCUAUACGACGACAUGGUCCUGCAUAGGUAACUUUUGUCAUAAGCCAUUACAAUAUUCAAAUG
This is a messenger RNA of Musca domestica (house fly), 3401 nucleotides long. Its product is annotated as alpha-protein kinase 1. The transcript is spliced from 3 exons. The coding region runs from base 130 to 2535 and encodes 801 amino acids. The record is from RefSeq and is a predicted model, not a curated record. Lineage: Eukaryota; Metazoa; Arthropoda; Insecta; Diptera; Muscidae.